CUCCCGCGCAUGGAGCGGCGGCGCGCGCCCCCCGCCGCCCCCCGGUACGGCCGGCGCCGCUUCUGGGACGCGCUGUACCGGCGGGAGGGCGCCGAGACCCGCGAGUGGCUGGGGGGCCUCUCGCGGUUCCUCCCGCAGCUGGAGCCCGAGCUGCGCCCCGGUGACCGUAUCCUCGUGCUCGGCUGUGGCAACAGUGCCCUGAGCCAUGACCUGCACAAGCUGGGCUACACCGACGUCACCAGCAUCGACUUCUCCCCCGCCUGCAUCGCCGCCAUGCGUGCCCGCUGCGCCCGCUGCUGCCCCGGCCUGCGCUGGGCCGUCAUGGACAUCCGUGCCCUCGCCUUCCCGGACGCCUCCUUCGAUGUGGUGCUGGAGAAGGGCACCCUCGACGUGCUCAUGGUGGAGGAAACCGACCCCUGGGAUGUCUCGCCCCAGGCAGCUGCCUCGAUGCGCCGGGUGCUGGAGGAGGUGAGCCGGGUGCUGCGCCCUGGGGGCUGCUUCCUCUCCAUCACCUUCGCCCAGCCCCACUUCCGCAAGCCCCACUAUGCCCAGGAGGCCUUUGGCUGGUCCCUGCGCCACACCGCCUGCGGGGACGGGGACGCCGGCGCCUUCCACUACUUCCUCUACAUCAUGCGCAAGGGGCAGCCCCUGGACCCCCGUGAUGUGGCCUUGGGGCGCCGCCUGCACCAGCCCCCCCCGCCCCCUGCCCCACCACCGCCCUCCGCCCCCCCAGACGACGACGAGGACUACCUCCUUGCCAUCCAGCUGUGACCCUGGGGGGCUUCCCCGACCUCCCCACACCCAACAAAGCCUUAAGCUGCUCCAUCUUCACGGGUGGGGGAUGGGGAACCAGUGUAUCCUCCCCCGAAAGCUGCCCAGUGAUGUGAGUAAUGGGGGGAUACUUGGCCUCCUCCCGGGGGGCAGCGGGAUGCUCCGGUGAUGCUGUGCUCCCUCCCUGGCCUUUCCUCGCCUGGCUGGAGAGCAGCCAGGACUCCGGGCUUUGCGGCCGGUAAUGAAACCAAAUCGGGUUUAAUUCCACCCAUCCAUCUUGCGGGGAGUGGCUCCCUGCCCCCCCAUCCCUUUCCCUCGGCACAGGCAGCUGGGCUGAGGGCAGAAUGGGGAUGCUGGCACUGGGUACAGGGAGGUGGCCCCUGCUUAACACCCCCACCCCAUCGAGCACCAGGACUCCUGCCCCAGCCUCCUUGGCUCUGGGGGUGUGCAAGGACACUGUGUCCUUGUCACCCCCAGCCAGGUGGUGGAGGGUCUAGGAUGGGAUGUGCCAGCAUAGGGCAGAGAGCACCACGGGGCACACAGGGCGGCACAUCUGCCCCUGUACCCCUUCCAUCCCCACUCUUUGGCUGUGGUGGCAACCCCAAUGUGCCUGCACACGCCUGGCCCACAUCUGCCCGUGCCUUGGGGCCGGCAGCGCAGUGACAGACGUGUGACAGGCGUGCAGCCGUGUGCUGGCAGGGCUGGCUGCGCGUGGGUGCCGGUGUGGCAGGUAUAUGGGUGCUGCCAGGGUUGUCACCAGGGGCUCUCUGGGCACCAAUGCUCCCUGAAGGGGGCACAGGGGAGCCCUCCUCGGUGGGGCAGCGGUGACAGACCACAGAGGCACGAGCUGCUGGGUUGCUGUUUCUGCACAAAGGUUUAAGUGCCUCAGCUGGUGGCUCCCCCCGCACCAGGAACCAGUGAAGGGCUCUGGGGUCAACACCUCACCACCCCCACCCGUGCUGCAGGCACCCCGAAAAACAGCUGGCAACACAGAGGGACAAAAAGGAGCAGGAAGCUGCUGGCCUCA
Messenger RNA from Empidonax traillii (willow flycatcher), 1798 nucleotides. It is a transcript of the gene EEF1AKMT4, whose product is annotated as EEF1A lysine methyltransferase 4. NCBI's taxonomy places the organism in Eukaryota, Metazoa, Chordata, Aves, Passeriformes, Tyrannidae. The transcript has 3 exons. The record is from RefSeq and is a predicted model, not a curated record. The coding region runs from base 10 to 771 and encodes 253 amino acids.